Molecule: messenger RNA, 2710 nt
Organism: Paramisgurnus dabryanus
Lineage: Eukaryota; Metazoa; Chordata; Actinopteri; Cypriniformes; Cobitidae
Gene: stx5a
Product: syntaxin 5A
Biological process (GO): endoplasmic reticulum to Golgi vesicle-mediated transport; vesicle fusion; intracellular protein transport
Cellular component (GO): Golgi membrane; endomembrane system; SNARE complex
Molecular function (GO): SNAP receptor activity; SNARE binding
Source: RefSeq, a predicted model, not a curated record
GUGGCAGUGACGUCGCCAACACCGGAAGCGGUCAGAACUGGAAGAGAAACACCGACCUCCAUACCAUCAAUAAGCCGGGAAUACUGGAAAAAAACAACGAAAUGACACAAUAACAAUGAUGUGCGGGGACCCUGGACAACAUUCAGCUCUGCAAAGCUCUAGUAACAUCUGAAGUGUUUGCUUUGGCUCGUUUCAACAGAGUGUUUCACAGCAGUGGAUCACAUUGAAGUCACUGAAUUUCACUGAUAUUGUUGAGGUCAAGGGGUACUGCGGUUUAACCAUGACCUGUCGGGAUCGUACACUUGAGUUCCAGUCGGCUUGUAAGUCACUUCAAGGGAGACAGUUACAGAAUGGGACACACGCUAAACCUGUCAUUAAUGCCCUUAAACAGCGAAGUGACUUCACUCUUAUGGCCAAGAGAAUUGGGAAAGACUUGAGCAACACUUUUGCCAAGCUGGAAAAGCUGACAAUUUUGGCCAAACGGAAGUCUUUGUUUGAUGAUAAAGCAGUGGAGAUCGAAGAGUUAACAUACAUCGUUAAACAGGACAUCAACAGUCUGAAUAAGCAGAUAGCACAGCUGCAAGACCUUGUGCGAUCUCGCAGCGGGCAAAAUGGCCGCCACAUCCAGACACAUUCCAACACAAUUGUUGUCUCCCUGCAGUCAAAGCUGGCAUCCAUGUCAAAUGAUUUCAAGUCAGUCUUGGAAGUGAGAACAGAGAAUCUGAAGCAACAGCGCAGCAGAAGAGAGCACUUCUCACACGCUCCUGUCUCGGCAUCACCUCUCCUCACCAAUAACUUUAAUAGUUCAGUUCUAAUGCAGGAUGAGUCGAGGAGUUUGGGAGGAGAGGUUGCCAUUGACAUGGACUCCAGAGCAAACCCCCUUCAACUCCAGCUCAUCGAUGAACAGGACUCAUACAUUCAGAGCCGUGCAGACACGAUGCAAAAUAUCGAGAGUACUAUUGUGGAAUUGGGUUCGAUAUUUCAGCAGUUGGCACACAUGGUCAAAGAGCAGGAGGAGACGGUCCAGAGAAUCGACGCCAAUGUGGACGACACCCAGUUAAAUGUAGAAAUGGCCCACAGCGAGAUCCUCAAAUACUUCCAGUCCGUCUCCUCCAACCGCUGGCUCAUGAUCAAGAUAUUCCUCGUUCUCAUCAUCUUCUUCAUCAUCUUUGUGGUCUUCCUCGCUUGAUAGGGAACGGGUAAGGAGGGAUGGAAACGGAGUCAAGGGGUUGAAGGACUUAUGGGCGAAUGUGCAAAUCACACGAGGAAUGGACCAAAGGGGCUCUGGAAGGGGUUGAUUUUUGAUGCUUAUAGGUGAAAUGAUUUUAGGGUCAGUUCACUAGUUAAUUCAGUCACUUAUCAGAUUUAACUUUCUCACUGUUGAGAGUGAAAAGUGAAUAAUGAUAGUGAUGUUGAUGAAGUUGAAACUGAGAUUUACUGUGUAUUCAGCGAGAGGAGGCUGUUCUGAAUCUGCAUUAAUUUUUGAGCCUUCAUUUUUUUAUACUACUACUAAUAAUAAGGCUUUUCUUCUUGAAUGGUUUGAUUCUCCAAACUGGUUUAGUUUUUUUCUGACAGUGUUAUCCAUAAUCAGCGAUAACAUUUUUACAAUAAAUUAUAUGCCAUUGUUUCUGAUAAACCCAAUUCAUUUUUAUAUCAACUCCAGGCUCUUAUUUGCAAUUCUGAAGAAAUGUUAUUUCAUUGUUUCACCCCAAAAUCUGCAGAAGAAAUAUAUUUGUCUUAAAGACAAUGAAACCUGUUUUAGGAUCUGUUUAUGCAUUGUGACAUUAUUGUGAUAAAAAUGAAGCAUAUUUUCCCCCUCAAAAGCUAAUUUCUUUGCACAUUUUUGGUCUUUUUGCUAAAUAUUCAUUUAUUUAUUAAUUUUUUGGGUGAAAUAUAUGAAAUUCACAUUUCUUGAUAGAUUUCGGGAGAUUUAUAGUGUUAGCCAAGGCCUUGUGAGUAUCGGGUCUGUAAUAUUACAAACUGUUUCAAAAGCGCUUUUUCUUUUUCAUCUGAGUUUUAUUCUGCCAAAUACAUAAGGAGAAGGAGAAACUGUCUGGUCUUAUGAUUUUGCACUGCUUGAUGAAGAAAUAAAUGAAGAGCAAAUGAAGACCAAAGGUUUUUAUAUAUGAGCUAACUGUACUAGAGACUCUAAAAGAUUAAACUGCAGUCGAAAGAGACUCCAGACGGUUUAACAGGCAGCUCUGGACUGCUCGUUCAUCUCUUCAGGAUGUGUUUUCUUCCAGAUGAGAAAUUUGCAUGAGUAAGACUGGAACGGUGAACAUCUGCUAAUGAAGAAGAUGUGUGCUGAUAAAUGAGCAGACCUCAGGUGUUUUGCCUUUAUUUUGAAGAGCAGCUUUGGCCUGACGAACACUUGAGACUCUUGCACAGGGAGUCGGUCUUGAACUUAAGAUCUGCUCCUUUAAACUUUGAUUCUUUGAAUGAUGAAUCACCAGAGAAGCUAGUAGAGAUGAUGUCUUCGAAAAUCCUUCUGAUAUAAGCAGCAUUUUAAAGGUCAAACAUGGACUCUCUUUGUUUCACACCACACGCUCAGACUCAUGAACGAUGUACAGUGUAUUAUUUAAUGAGCACUUUUUAUGAAAACUGUUUCCAGGCUUUUUUAGCUGAAUGCUCUGCAUCUCUUGUAUAAACUGAACACUGCUAUAAUGUAAAUUACAUAUAAUACAGAGUAAAACACAUCUGAGACAUCUGA